Messenger RNA from Lates calcarifer (barramundi perch), 3711 nucleotides. RefSeq names its product membrane-spanning 4-domains subfamily A member 15. The transcript is spliced from 6 exons. NCBI's taxonomy places the organism in Eukaryota, Metazoa, Chordata, Actinopteri, Centropomidae. The record is from RefSeq and is a predicted model, not a curated record. Bases 2119 to 2964 code for a protein of 281 amino acids. Gene Ontology annotation, cellular component: membrane.
UGGUGCUGAACUCCUAAACGACAUCUCCCUAACUGGUCUUUUUAUAUUGAUGUUAACCUGCUGUUAACAGAUGAGGUGUAGCAGAUUUUUUUGAAGUUGUCUAUGAAGGCUCUGAGAGCGUCCAUGUUUUUCUGACUUCUCAACUGGAAUGUGGUCGACUCACAGGAGACGUCAGACCUCUGACAUAAAUGGAACGCAGCAUCAGAGCCUGAAGAACAACUGAUGUGGAUCUGACCAGUUACAGUCUGGACUAUAUCUGUGUGUAUGUGGGUAUUUUAUCAGCCAUUUGAUUUUCACUGUUCUUCUUCUUGUGUUUGUGUUUUUGUAAUUAAUUUAGAAAUUGUUGGUUUUAAUAAGAGCUAUAUAAAUCUGCAGCUCUGUGUAAUUAUAUUUGUGAAUAUUAAUAAGAUUUGAAUCUUUUACAGUUUAGUUUCUCACAGUAAAUCUGACUGUUAAAAGGGACAAACUUGUGCUAAAACAACCUUUAGUUUGGGUCAGAACAGCACUGAUGAUGAUGAUGUCAGUGUGACGGUGUUAGACUGAGUCCAUCUCUAAUCCUGCAACUUCGACACUGUGGAGGUGAAUUAUUUAACGACUGGUAAAUUACUUUCAGUGUCUGAUGGGACUCUGCUUUAAAAUAUGUUGUGUGUAAUACCAGGUGUCGACCAGCAGAUGUCGCCAUUUUAACUGUUUCAAACUCAGCGUCUGUUUCCUGUCAGUCACACUGAUCUGUCAAAACAGAAACAACUUCCUCAGUCAGUCACAUCACAACAUCAGUGUCACUCAGAAACGACUCAACUCAUUGACUGACACUUAAAAUCAGUUUAAAAGCUUUAGAUUUUGACCUGUUUUCCUGAAACUGAGCUGAGAUCAGCUGAUUGAUCUGUAAACUGGAUUUUUGGUUUCUGAGAGUUUCCUGGAUACAGAAACUUUCUGAUGUGUUUAAUGUUUAACGAGGUCUGUUACAGAGAUGAGAGGAUUCUGGUUUUAUGUUUCCUGCUGCACUGAAUCAGCUCAGUCAGACAGAAACUAUUUAGAAAUUAAAUUAAAUGUAGGUCUUUAUGAUAAAUUCUAUGAAUCAACAGAGAAAUAAUCACUGAAUACAUUAGAACCAAUUGACUGAUCACAAAUCAGAAGAAAAAAACUACAGGGUUUUGGCUUGGAGGUCACUGAUGCCUGUUUGGUGGCUUCCUAACGGGGAUGUUAAAAGCCUUCAUUAAAGGAGGAGCAGAAAGGUUUCAGGAAACCAGAGAGACAACAGUUUCUGGUCAUGGAGGCAAAAACUCAGGUUUGGGAGGAAGUUACAGAGAAGGACUUUGAGUCUGGUUCAGAGAGGUUCAGGUGAUUCAGGAGGAGACUUAGUCCAGACUUAUUCAGACUGUGGACACAGUUGGACAGUAGGAGCAGCUCUGAAUGAAGUUUCCUCUGUGGGGACAGAGUUGGACGACUCAGGGCCAGUCGGUGGCUUUUGACUGGCAGGCAACAACUGGCAUCACACUGCUCAGACACACCAAACAAGAAAUGAUACAGAUUCCCUCCUGAGCGGGUGUUGGACUCCACCAGGGUUGGUAAGAUCGUAUCUCUGUGGUUCUGCAGGUUUUAUCAGACCUCCAUGGGCACUGGGACAGUUUACACCACCUCCCAGUCUGAGGUCCUGGUGCUCUGCUGGAAACCAGUGGAUUGUUCCCUUCAGGUAGGUAGGGAGUCACUGCCCCAGGUGAAGGGGAGUUCAGGUAUCUCAGGUUCACCAGCUGGACUGGUGCUGUGUCAGGUGUAAAGUGGACUCUGCACUUGUGUUGAGUGGGUGAUCUCAGGUCCAGUCCUCAGCUUUUUACUGCUACAGUCGAUUGUAGUUAAUAACAGAAAGGUGUUAUGACGGCCAAACAAAACAAAGGAACCAGAGUGUGAAGCUGAUACAGGAUGAUCGGUCAAAUGUAUUUUCCUGAGAAUUUCCUUCUUCACCCUGAAACAUUGUCCAGUGGCCUUCUGUUGGCCUGAGGAGGGAAAUCCCCGGCUCGUCAGAGGAGGAAGAAGGGCUCUGAUUUCAGAGGAAUAAUUAAAUCUGAGUUUAGCUAUAAAGCAGCAGCUCACAGCCGCUGCUCUCACUUCACCUCAGACAUGUCGGCAUCUGCACCUGUAACGACAGUGGCGGCGGGCGGCAUGGUUGUGGUCACCCAUGUGAUCCCAGCACCUCAGGCUGCUGCUCCACAAAACUCUCCACAGGAAAACAAGAUUAGGCGGGUGCGACUGGUCGGACUUGGGACGGUGCAGAUUGUCGUGGGUCUGAUGGUCUUCCUGUUGGGGAUCAUCAAGAUUCGAUGUGGAUAUACACUGGAGUUUCAAAGCGGUGCUUUCGUCUGGGGAGCUGCAUGUGUGAGUGUGUUUUACUGCUGCAUGAAGACACUGAGCUGCUGCUGCAUUACAGAAACAAAGACAGGUCUGUCUGAAUCUGGUCUCUUGCAGUUCAUCACAGCUGGAUCUCUGACGGUGGCUGCUGGGACAUCGUUGAACUGCUCUCAGGUGAACAAAGCUCUGGGCUUCAGUGUCGCUGCUGUUUUUGCCUCAGCUGCAACCACCACCAUCUAUGUUCUGGAUGCUUCUGUUUUUUUUUGGGACAACUUCAGGCAGUGUUACUUUGACCACUACACAGGAUAUUCAGCAUCUUACAUAACAGACAACAUCAGUUUCUUCCAUCAGGGUUUUUCGAGUGUUUUGGCUGUUUUCUCCUGUCUGGAGUUUGUCAUCUCCAUGUGCGUCGUCAUUCUCUACAAAGCUUCCUGUUGCUCCACAGAUCAGCCAAUCAUCACCAUCAACCAAUCAGCUUCACCGAUGCCAGAGGGUUCGCCAACAUACGAACCCCCGCCCACCACUUCAGCCCCACCCACUACUUCAGCCCCACCUCCUGCAGAGAACACCUAUGAGUUGAUGAAGACAGAGUACAACACCACCAUUGUCAACACCUAACCCCACCCCCCACCGCUGCAGAGCACCAUGGAGAAGAAACAUCAGAGACCACCUGAUAAUGUUUCUACAGACUGUCUCUACAAUCAGUUUCAGAACGUCCUCACAGUGACCGUAGGUUGUUGUCGAUCAGUCCGUCAUUUCUGAUCCUGAUCUGUGAAUAAAACUGAAAUAUUUAUAAAUGAAUCACUGACCUGACAGAUUUCUGUUGGUUUUUCUGCAGAGAAAAUAAAUGUAUAUUUUUUAAACUAUGGCUGCAGCAGAGGGAAAAAACUGUGACGUGACAGACAUUUUCAUGAUAACAGAAUAAAACAUUUUUACUGAUCGCAUCGUCUGUGUCUGUGAUGAGACCAACAUUACUUAAACUCUAACGUCAGAAAAUAUCGUCAUUAUCACACUGUUACUGUGACUGAUGAGUUAAGAAGAUUAGUUCAGUGAUCGAGUAAUAAUAUAAAUCUGAUCUCAUCCUCUGAUGUCACUGAAUGUUUGGAUUUUUAGACAAAACAUUUGAGAUGGACUUUAACUGUUUUCUGACCUUUACAGAUUAAUCAAUUAAUCAAGAAGCUGAUUGGAAGAUUAAUAAAUAAUAAAAACAGUAUUAGUUGCAUAUUUUUAAAACUUAUUAUUAAUCUCACAACAUUAAACACGGGUCUGUUUUAUAAAGUCAAAACAUAUAACGUCUUUAUAGCUUGUGGUUCUCAACCAACCGACCAAUUAAUCAAUCAACCAACCAGUUAAUCAAGUAACCAA